UGCGCAAGCAAAAUCAUCCCAGAGAGACUAUUAGGGGCCCAACUACAAAGAUGACGCCUGUUUGUAGUUAUUGGUUGGCGCUAGCGAGCCUGAAUUUCAUGCUGAUGACAGGAACUGUGGCACAGACAGAGUCACUGCAAGACUCGAGUCAUCUCAGAAACACAGAUGAUUACAGCAAUGCAACGGGAACCUGCGAAAAUUACGACAGCCAAAUGACCUGUGCCUUCAAACCACCCCAACCACUCUGUUUUUGUGAUGAUCUUUGUACAAAGUUCAACGACUGUUGUAAAGACCCUCCUGAAACUGCAAGCUCAAAGCCCGCUUCUUCUUUGCAACGUUUGACGGGAAACGAUCUCAGGCCAUCAAAUGAAACCACCAGUGACGUAUUUACCAACUUAGACUACCACGCAUGCGUGGUUGUACCAACAGAAAUAGCCGAGUUCACAAUUUUCCGUGGGUGGUACACUCAACCAUACGGCGUCUGGAUGGUUUCCAAGUGUCCGCCAUCUUGGAAUGACGUCAUCAUCCGGAAUCGCUGCGAAGCGCCCUCUGUUGGCGAUUUUGAUUUGAUGGUUCAGCUUCCAUUCGCAUCACACAACAACAACAUGACGUCAUUUCGUAACAUCUACUGUGUGCUGUGUCACAGUCUGCAGUUGUCAAGUGUGAUGAGUUGGGACAUCAAGAUAUCAGCUGCUGUCCUUCAAGAUUGGAAAGCUGACAAUUAUUCCGUAUCGAUGAUUGAAAUUCUUAAAUCAUCACCCAAUUUAGACAGAACCCAACCUAAUAUUCAAUUCGUACCCACUGACUUAAGCUCAAGAGCAUGCCUCCCAAAUAUCAUUGACGCAUGCCCAGUUGGGUAUGACAACCAAUUCGUAAUCGGGCAAUGUAAAUCUUACAUGAACGCUGCAGUGAACCCACUAACAAAAGUUAUAUACAGGAAUUGGUACUGUGCACUGUGCAAUGGUGGAAUCGACCCGCAAAUAAACAUCUGUAACUCUUUCAGGUUGCUACCAUCUUUGUUAUUUACAACGCCUCUAACGGCAGUUAUAGACUUCAGAGAAAGUGAGAGUUUACAUUCCUACUUUGGUGAAGAGUUUCAAACUGCCUGUGAGGAGGGUGAGUUUUUAGAUCCAUUCUCGCUUCGCUGUCGGGUUUUGCAGUGUCCACUGGGAUUUGGAUAUGAAGAUGGGGUCUGUCUACAAAAAGCUUCAAGUGCACUUGAGGAUGAUAUAACUGAUAAUCAAAACUGCCUCUCGCCAAGUUAUAUGGAAAUUGAAGUGGUUGUUUGUGGACAUGAUGAUGAAAACCCAUGCGAGUCGUUGAGCAAAUGUCUGCAAAUGUCUUCACAACCCGAUAUUCCGAUACACAGGUGCGUUUCUAAACUGGAAAAUGUGCAAAAAGCUUCGGACUUCAACUGCUCCAGUGUGGUGCGCAUUAUCCAAACGGUAAACACAACUGUCCACAACUUGAGUGAUGUUAUAGAGAACAUGUUUGGAUGUCCUUUUAUGGACACCGUACACCAUCUGAGUGUAAAAAUUGGCUGUUUGUCUUCAUCCAACAUCAGUUGCUAUGACUACAACACUUCUGAUGAUAGUGACGUGUAUUUGACAUCUUGGAACAACUCGGGUGUUGUUUACGUUCGCCAUUUUAAUGGUCUGUACUCAUUGGAGGAAACAGUUUACCAGAUAACUUACAUACAAAAAAGAAACAAGUCUUUAAGUAAAGAAUACAAACUCGCCAUCUGUGGAGAACCUAUUCAGUUGAAUUGCUCCUUGGUGGCAUUGGAUAGCAGUGACUUUGUUCUUAAAGAGGAUGCACAGCGAACAGAUACAAACUAUCUCAUCCUCGACACUGGGGGCGCUCUGGUAUGUCACUAUCUAGUCUCCAUCAAAGAGCCAGGCGUGCAUGGUUUAACCAUAGUGACACUUAUUGGUAUCAUUCUAUCCAUGUUGGCACUUGUGGCAAGUUUUAUCACCUAUCUGGUGUUUAAGACUAUACGUAACCUACCAGGUAAAUGCGUCAUGUCACUUAUUGUGGCUGUCUUCUUGAGUCAGUUCUUACUUCUGAUCACAGGAGAUGAUGUUGCCAAGUCUGUAAGUAAAGCAUCCUGCACCGUCCUGGCAGUGUUUCUUCACUACUCCAUACUUGCAACAUUUAGUUGGACCAACGCUCUUGCAUUGUACCUGGCCAGGACUCUCGGACCGAAAGCUAAGCCAGCGGCCGCAACCCAGCAUCGUAAAUCCUUCUUGAUGUACAGUAUAUUCGGCUGGGGAGCACCUUGCCCAAUAAUAAUCAUCUGCAUCAUCAUCUACGCGUCAUUGGAUAACGCCCUCUACGGCGUGUCUGUCGGAGUCAACGGAACACGAAGUUGUUACAUCAUUGAUCGAUACGCCAGGUUAUUGGCCAGUUUGAUCCCAAUCUGUGCGUCUCUUGUGACAAAUGCUGCCCUUUUCGUCUGGAUACUGACAGGGUUUACGUUUAGAAGGACCCCCUCUGCUAAACUUUAUUCCAAGAAAGUUCAAAAGAGCCGUGCAAGAAGAGACGUUCUAAUUUCUCUCAAGAUUGGAUUUCUGUUGGCGUUCACCUGGAUAUUCAACCUUCUGGCAAUCGCAGUGGACAGCGAACCCCUGAUGUACAUCUUCUGCAUUCUAACCUCCAUUCAAGGCGUUUACAUUUUCCUGGCCUUUACGUUUACAAAACAAGUGAGGGCGCUAUGGAGGGAAAAACUCGGGUUAAAGCAAGAGUCUACACCAGGCAGGACAAACAUACAGAAAGGGAAGAAAGUGUUGUCAUCGUCGCAUGAGAAGAAAGAUCUGUGUGGGAGGCAUUCACCAUCAGAGCAUAUUGAUACAGCACAGUGACGUCACAAGUAAUGAAUGAAACUGUUUUUAAACAUGAAGGCCUAUGUCACAUCGAACCAUGAACAAAAUAUAUUUAUGAUGGUAUUUACCGUCUUCUAUAGUUAAAAGUUAAAUGUUCUUCCACAAAUAAAAUACUUUGGCUUAUAUAUAAAUAAUAAACAUCGAUCCUGCAGUACUGUUCCUCAAUGGCCAAUUGACUUUGUCCUGAGGCAUGGGAAAACAGGCCUGCAGCCCAUUUUUCGAAACGCUAGGAUUUAUCAUAUAUCGAGUGUUAAAAGACGAGUAAACGAUCGUCCUAACGUAGGAUUGGUUCAAUAAGCAUCAUAACGUCUAUGGGUACGGAACUUAACUCGUCAUAUAAGAUGAAUCCUUAGUUUAGGAAGAGUUUGGUUAAAUUGAUCGACAAAAUGUAGCAUAUAUACGUAACGAAAUAAAGGUUGCCAGCCAAAACACCUAUGUCACAAGUGGUGUCUACCACUGCUAUAUCCCGCUCGUUUCCGCAGUUUAACCUUUCAGAAACCUUUCAGGUUUUCUUCGACAGAGGGCGCUAGUUGCAAACUCAUUUCCGUUCUACCCGUUUGUGCUGAGAUAGUGGCUAUGGCUGCAGCUGUAGCUCAGGGUGUUGCAAUGGGCUUACAUAUGCUUCAACGGUUGUUUAAGUGAUGAUCAAGCCAUAGCAGUAGUCAUCGCUAACUCUGACACAGCAUAAGUGCUGACUAAAUUACUUCUUAUAGCUUAUACAGGCCUAAAACCGGCACUUCCAUAAAGUAUUGGAACUUUGCACAGGGCACCACAGCAAAAACACAGGGCACCACAGCAAUAGCUGUUAUAUUGUCGUGGGUUUUAAGUAUCUGUAAAAUAUCUUAAUUAAGACCUAAUAAUGUUUGUUUUGUGCACAUGCAUAGUUUCUUUUUUGUUUGGUAUUUAAUAAUGCUUUAUAAAAUCUCACCGCACAUUGAAUUGCUCGCCGCCUGCCACUCAUUAUAACCACUACAAAUAAACCGGGAAUGAGUGCAACCUUCAACAAUGCUUUGAAAAUUCCAAUGAUGUAUUACACCACACUCUACUCCAUUCCGGGAUUAUAUUUUCUAUAUUUGCAUUAGGGAUUCCCAUUCCUAUUCGGCAAAGUUCAAGGAUGCCAACGGACAAGGAUGAACUAAUUGUGAACUUCCGGUUGGCAUAGUUACGGUUGUAUGGGGUUGGAGUUAUCUAUUUGAUCUGGAAGAAAUCAAACAUGGAUUGAAAUUCCUAGAAUGAGUCAGAUAUUUAUCAAAACAAGAUUGUGGUGUUUUGAAAUUCGGAAUAGUAUGAAAAGAUAUGCGGUUUUGGUUUGUUGAAAAUAAACGAUGACUGGGAUUCACCUCCCUCUUUUGCCUCCAAUCCCCGCCCACCCGUACCUAUGCAGCAGUGAUGUGUAAAGUACAUAUGAUUUUUCAAAAAUAUGACGCAUUUUUAUUUUUUUAUUUUUUUAUCUUAACCUCAAAGGAAACUCGACCAACUCACAGAAGGGAAGUAAACACAAACGGUUGACAACAGCCAAUCUCUCUCAUAUUGUUCAAACUUAGGUUUAACUGCAUAAAUCAAUAAAUUGUGAUCCAGUAACUAGACGAUAAUACUUAUUUCUAGUUAUUGUAAAAUCGGCUGCUAGCUUGAGGGAGUUGAACCCAAAACCUUGCAAUUGCAAGUCAUGCAGUCUUAACCACUGGACCAUCUUGAUCAAGUUAAACGGGUCAAUUUGCCAAACCAUGAAUUUAAGCAGUUUGCUGGAAAAUCAUAAUUUAUAAGAAGUUUGCACGCUGUAUCUUCAACUCGGUGGAAAUCUGCAUAUUGUGAAACAAAAUGAGUUACAAAUUUGUACACAUAGUUUUGUACCCACAUUGGCAAUAUUUAUUAAUUUUCAACAUUAGUGGCCAGUUGUAGUCAUAAAGUGGUCUACCGUCGCCAUGUUAUCCUCAGAUAAAGAGAUUGAACGUUCAGCAGGGUCGUUGAACCAAAAUCUGAGAUGAGCUUCGGCUUAAUGUAUUUAUAAUUUAAUAAUCAAUAACAAUUGUGACGAAGGAAUUCUGUCAAACCACAAAGUGGUAGUGCAUUUUGUGUACACAGAAAGCAGAUAUGUUAAAUUUGCAUCGGGGAUAAGGAAUAUUAAUUUUGGUUUUUACCCAUACACCGAUGUGUGUUAGCACUGUA
Messenger RNA from Asterias rubens (European starfish), 5048 nucleotides. RefSeq lists its product as uncharacterized. Gene Ontology annotation, cellular component: membrane. Gene Ontology annotation, biological process: G protein-coupled receptor signaling pathway; cell surface receptor signaling pathway. The transcript is spliced from 3 exons. Gene Ontology annotation, molecular function: G protein-coupled receptor activity. Bases 51 to 2861 code for a protein of 936 amino acids. The record is from RefSeq and is a predicted model, not a curated record. NCBI's taxonomy places the organism in Eukaryota, Metazoa, Echinodermata, Asteroidea, Forcipulatida, Asteriidae.